CUUCUGCUCUGAAAAAAUAUUAUGCAGAAGAGAAAAAGCUGUCUAGAAACAAAGAAAGAAUUAUCAACGCGUUUCAACGACGAACAAUAAUUCCAAACACAAAACCCUUUAGACUUUAACUUCAAAAUCCAAUUUUUAUUCUCUCUGCAACUUUUCAUUUUUCUUUCUCCUUUUAAGAUCCAACAACGUUAGCGCCGUUGUUUAUUUUACACAUAUAAUUUCUUCUGUUUUAAUCUUAUUUUUCAAUUAUCGUUGCUUUAUGUCCAAGUUUUCCUUGGAAAUUGAAACCUACGUUACUUUAAGAUUUGUCCAAGCUUCUUUUCUAUGAUUUUUCUUGGUUAUACUUUGAUUAGAGGGUUAUGGAGUGUUCUUCUUUGUGAUUAGGUUAUGGUGGUUUAUGAUUAUUGAUUUAUUAUCAGGCUUUUUUUGGGGGUUUUGUCUAGGUUUUAUUUGGGAUUGAAAAAAAGUUUUUUUUUGUUUUUGUUUUUAAUCUGUGGUUUCUUUUCCAGAAUAUAUAUAAGGUGAUUUGGGGUUUGUUUUAUUUUGAAAAUUUGGGGAUUGAUUAGGUUUUGGGUUUUUGAAUUUAGAUUGGGACUGUGAGAUUUGUGAAUUGGGGAUUGAGGUUUGGGGGUUUUCUGAGUGAUGGAUGAAGCAGGAAGUUCGAGUUCUUUGCCUCCUUUUCUGGCAAAGACUUAUGAGAUGGUGGAUGAUCGAUCCUCGGAUCCUAUUGUUUCGUGGAGUGCAUCGAACAAAAGUUUCGUUGUGUGGAAUCCUCCGGAAUUCGCAAGGGUUUUGCUUCCUAGAUUCUUUAAGCACAAUAACUUCUCCAGUUUUAUCAGGCAGCUGAAUACAUAUGGAUUUAGGAAAGUUGAUCCGGAACAAUGGGAAUUUGCCAAUGAUGAUUUUUUAAGGGGGCAACCACAUCUUAUGAAGAAUAUUCAUAGACGGAAGCCGGUUCAUAGUCAUUCUCUGCAUAAUCUUCAAGCACAAGCCCCUCUAACGGAGUCUGAAAGGCAGAGUAUGGUUGAUGAAAUAGAGAAGCUGAAACAGGAUAGAGAACAACUCCUCAUGGAGACGAACAGAUACCAGCAUGAUUGGGAAACGUAUGAGAUUCAAAUGCAUUGUUCGAAAGAUCAGUUGGAAAAAUUGGAACAUAAGCAACAAAAGAUGUUGUCCUCUGUUUCUGAAGCACUGCAGAAACCUAUGAUUGCUGUAAAUCUCUUGCCACUGGCAGAAGCCAUGGAGAGAAAACGAAGGUUGCCGGCGAGAAGUGGUUGCUUUAAUAAUGAAGCUAGUGUUGAAGAUGCUAUGGAGACUUCUGUAGCUUUGCCCAGGGAAAAUGCAGAGGAUAACUCUACUUUGACGUUAAACACCGAGAGAUUGGAUCAACUUGAGGCAUCCGUGGCAUUUUGGGAGACUCUUGCACAUGAAGUUGGCGGCAAUUUCGUUCACACUCAUUCAAACAUGGAUUUAGAUGAAUCUACAUGCUGUGCUGAUAGUUUGUCCAUAUCUUCUCAGCAACUAGACGGUGAAGUUCGACCUAAGUCACCUGAAAUUGACAUGAACGUUGAACCAGCUUCUGCUGCUCUUGAGGCUGUUGCACUAAAAGAACAACCUGCGAGAAUCACCACUGCAGCAACUGGGGUUAAUGAUGUAUUCUGGGAGCAGUUCUUGACUGAGGAUCCUGGUGCAUCGGAAGCACAGGAAGUGCAAUCAGAAAGAAAAGAUAAUAGUAGCAGAAAAAAUGAAGGAAAACCUAGUGAUCAUGGUAGAUUUUGGUGGAACAUGCGGAAAUCAAACAAUCAUCCUGAACAGAUGGGGCAUGUUAGUCAAGUAGAGAAAAUUUAGUAGCUAUUGAUUAUUUCUUCUGGUUGUGAUGCCCCACAAUCAUGUGUAAUAAAACUUGGUAUGCAUUGUUUUUGUCUGCAAUAGAUACAUAUUUCAUACUUUGCCUGAGGUGAAUGUUAUCAAAGAUUGUGUCCAUCCAUUGGUUUUUGUCUGCAAUAGAUACAUAUCGUUUUUGUCUGCAA
Medicago truncatula (barrel medic) is the source of this 2030-nucleotide messenger RNA. RefSeq names its product heat stress transcription factor A-4c. Bases 643 to 1848 code for a protein of 401 amino acids. Gene Ontology annotation, biological process: regulation of transcription by RNA polymerase II; cellular response to heat. The record is from RefSeq and is a predicted model, not a curated record. NCBI's taxonomy places the organism in Eukaryota, Viridiplantae, Streptophyta, Magnoliopsida, Fabales, Fabaceae. Gene Ontology annotation, molecular function: RNA polymerase II cis-regulatory region sequence-specific DNA binding; DNA-binding transcription factor activity. The transcript has 2 exons. Gene Ontology annotation, cellular component: nucleus.